Xenopus laevis (African clawed frog) is the source of this 7290-nucleotide messenger RNA. It is a transcript of the gene ppfia1.S, whose product is annotated as protein tyrosine phosphatase, receptor type, f polypeptide (PTPRF), interacting protein (liprin), alpha 1 S homeolog. The transcript is spliced from 33 exons. Lineage: Eukaryota; Metazoa; Chordata; Amphibia; Anura; Pipidae. Bases 316 to 4158 code for a protein of 1280 amino acids. Gene Ontology annotation, biological process: synapse organization. Gene Ontology annotation, cellular component: presynaptic active zone; cytoplasm. The record is from RefSeq and is a predicted model, not a curated record.
GGCAACAGGUCAGUGGAAAACGCCUCCUGCGUGACGCGAUGCAUGCCGGGCACGUCACGCACCGACUAGGCGCCGCGGUGGAUGCCGGGAUCAGUGAGGCAGUCUGACGGAGCCCGGGAUACUGAAGAGCGGAGCUCCGCCCCUCAGUUCUCCCCGGGAUACCGGUGCGGCCGACAGGAGACACGGGAGCCGCUGAGGAUUAAACUGCGUGAGCGGUUCCCGGUGUCCGGCCGCUGUUUUCGCUCCCUUACUGGUUCGGGGCUCAGAGAACGAGAGGCAGAAUUCUGAGUCCCGGGAUCACGAGACGGCGGCAAGAUGAUGUGCGAAGUGAUGCCAACGAUUAGCGAGGCUGAGAUGCCAUCUGGGGGCAACGGAGGCCAUGGGUCUGGGUCUCCUCUUCAGGCAGAUUCAGACUCUCACUUUGAGCAGCUUAUGGUGUCCAUGUUGGAGGAAAGAGACAGACUGCUCGACACAUUGCGGGAAACCCAGGAAUCUCUAGCAUUAAGUCAGUGCAAAUUCCAGGAAGCAAGUCAUGAACGGGACUCUCUCCAGAGGCAGCUGAACACAGCCCUUCCACAGGAGUUUGCUGCACUUACAAAAGAGCUAAAUAUUUGUCGAGAGCAGCUUCUAGAGAGGGAAGAAGAGAUCGGUGAACUAAAGGCAGAAAGAAACAACACUAGGCUCUUACUUGAACAUCUGGAGUGUCUGGUUUCCCGACACGAAAGGUCCCUCAGAAUGACCGUGGUGAAGAGACAGGCGCAGUCUCCUGCUGGGGUGUCCAGUGAAGUUGAAGUCCUCAAGGCACUCAAGUCUCUGUUUGAACAUCACAAAGCUUUGGAUGAAAAGGUGAGAGAGAGGUUACGAGUAGCCUUAGAGAGGUGUAGCUUAUUGGAAGAAGAACUGGCUGUAACACACAAAGAGCUGAUGAUCACAAGAGAGCAGAAUAACCAGAAGAAAAUAUUUAAUGACGGUACAGCGGAUGUAAACCACGAGCAAGAAUACGCACUUAACACUAACGGGAAGAGAUCAUCCGACAGCUCUAUAAAUCACAACGAGGACCUAUCUAAAGUAAUGGAGCUCCAGGAUUUCAUAGAGAAACAAACUAAGGAGCAGGUUCAAAUGAAGGAGCGCCUGGCUGUUCUUUCCAGCCGUGUAACAGAGCUUGAAGAAGAUCUCGAUACUGCAAGGAAGGACUUAAUCAAGUCUGAAGAAAUGAACUCAAAACUUCAACGAGACGUACGAGAGGCCAUGGCUCAGAAGGAUGACAUGGAAGAGAGAAUCACCACUCUUGAAAAACGCUACCUCGCCGCACAGCGCGAAUCCACCUCUGUGCACGACCUCAACGAUAAACUUGAAAAUGAAAUCGCUAAUAAAGAGUCAGCUCUCAGACAGAGUGAAGAGAAAAACCGUCAAAUUCAGGAACGACUUGAAUUGGCAGAGCAGAAGCUUCAGCAGACUCUGAGGAAAGCGGAAACACUGCCCGAGGUAGAGGCAGAACUGGCACAGCGCGUGGCUGCUCUUUCAAAGGCAGAGGAGAGACACGGUAAUAUUGAGGAACGCUUACGCCAGAUGGAGUCGCAGUUGGAAGAAAAGAAUCAGGAACUGCAGAGGGCCCGACAGAGAGAGAAAAUGAAUGAAGAACACAACAGGCGCCUCUCGGACACGGUGGACAAACUCCUCUCAGAGUCCAACGAGAGACUUCAGCUUCAUCUUAAAGAAAGAAUGGCUUCUCUGGAAGAAAAGAACACUCUGAUCCGAGAGGUUGAAACUGCCAAGAAGCUCAUUGAUGAAAUCCAGCAUGAGAAGGAUCAGCUCCUUCUUGAUAUAGACACCAUGAGAUCGGAAACGGAACAAGUCAGGAUAAGGGCAGCUUCCCUUCAUCACAGCCGGCCUCACCUUGGCAGUGUGCCCGACUUCUGUUUUGCUCUUGCACCUUCCCCCAUAUCUGACCCUCAUGCUGACUCCUACAGCUCUUCUCUAGUCUUGCGUAGGCCUCAGAAAGGCCGGCUGGCCGCCUUGCGUGAUGAGCCAUCUAAGCCUCAGCACGUACAGACCCUCAAUGAGCAGGACUGGGAGAGGGCUCAGCAGGCAAGCGUUCUCGCUAACGUGGCACAAGCGUUUGAAAGCGAUGUGGACAUUUCUGACAUAGAGGAUGACAGAGAGACUAUACUAAGUUCAGUGGAUCUUCUGUCACCCUGUGGCCAGGCUGAUGCACAGACCCUUGCUGUCAUGCUUCAAGAGCAGCUGGAUGCCAUCAAUAAAGAAAUCAGAUUAAUACAGGAAGAGAAAGAGACCACUGAACAGCGAGCAGAGGAGAUUGAAUCCCGGGUUGGCAGUGGGAGCCUAGAUAAUUUGGGCCGUUUCAAGUCUAUCACUUCAAUUCCCCCUUUUACUGGUGGUACGUCUCUUGCUGGAUCCUCUCCUCCUGGUAGUGGUCGUUCAACUCCCAGAAGAAUACCACAUAGUCCAGCCCGGGAAGUGGAUAGGCUGGGUGUCAUGACACUGCCAUCAUCUUCCGACUCAUUUCCCAGUGUGUUUGUAGUUCAUUCAUCCAGCUCCCCUCCUAGUCCCGACUCAUUUCAAUCAUCCCAGCCUAGUGAUUUACGGAAGUACCGUAGAAAGCCUCCAGGUACGAGAGAUGACAGUCGGGACGACAAGGCUACAAUCAGAUGUGAAACCUCCCCGCCGGCCUCUCCCAGAUCCUUGCGUUUGGGCGCCAUGCAUAAAGGAGCUCUGCACACAAUGAGCCACGAAGACAUCCGUGAUAUCAGAAAUUCCACAGGGUCACAGGAUGGCCAGGUGAGCAACCCCAGCAGCAGCAACAGUAGCCAGGACUCCUUAAACAAAGCCCCUAAGAAGAAGGGGAUUAAGUCCUCCAUUGGCCGCCUCUUUGGGAAAAAAGAAAAGGGCCGUCUCGGGCAGAUGGGAAAAGAGUCACUUGGACCAGGUGGGAUUCCAGAAUUCGAGAACUCUUCACAGGAAUCCCUAGGGCUCAGCAAGCUGGGAGGGCAGAUUGAGAAGAACCGGAAGCUACAGAAGAAACAUGAACUUCUGGAAGAAGCUCGGAGGCAGGGCUUGCCUUUUGCACAAUGGGAUGGGCCCACAGUGGUGGUAUGGCUGGAGCUGUGGGUUGGAAUGCCUGCCUGGUACGUGGCUGCUUGCAGAGCCAAUGUGAAAAGUGGUGCAAUAAUGUCCGCCCUGUCUGAUACUGAAAUCCAGAGGGAGAUCGGCAUAAGCAACCCAUUACAUCGGCUCAAGCUUCGACUCGCCAUCCAAGAGAUCAUGUCUUUAACCAGCCCGUCGGCUCCUGCCACUUCUAGAACGUCCACGGGAAAUGUCUGGGUAACCCACGAAGAAAUGGAAACCCUUACCGCCUCACCACAAACGGACGAUGAGGAGGGAAGCUGGGCUCAGACCUUGGCCUAUGGCGACAUGAACCACGAGUGGAUUGGAAACGAGUGGCUGCCCAGCUUGGGGUUGCCUCAGUACCGCAGCUAUUUCAUGGAGUGCCUUGUUGAUGCCAGAAUGCUGGAUCACUUGACUAAGAAGGAUCUCAGGGGGCAGCUAAAAAUGGUGGAUAGCUUUCACAGGAACAGUUUCCAAUGUGGAAUCAUGAGCUUGCGAAGGCUAAACUAUGACCGGAAGGAGCUUGAACGCAAACGAGAGGAAUGCCAGAACGAGAUUAAAGAUGUGCUCGUCUGGAGCAAUGAACGGCUGAUCAAUUGGCUGGAAUCCAUUGGCCUGAAAGAAUAUGCAAAUAACCUUCUGGAAAGUGGGGUUCAUGGUGCUCUGGUUGCCUUAGAUGAGACAUUCGACCACAAUACGCUGGCUUUGUUAUUACAGAUCCCCACCCAGAACACAUCGGCACGUGCAAUGUUGGAGCGGGAGUUCAACAACCUUCUCAUCAGAGGGACAGAUAGAAGAUUUGACGAUGAUGAUGAUAAAAGCUUUAGACGGGCGCCGUCAUGGAGAAAGAAAUUUCGACCAAAGGAUGUUCGAGGUUUAAGCGCUGGCUCUGCAGAGACUCUCCCUGCCAACUUCAGAGUCAACUCCUCAAUGUCUUCACCUUAUAUGCAGCCAAAGAAAAUGCAGAUGGACGGCAAUGGGUCUGGAAUACAAAGACUGGAUUCCGCCACGGUUAGGACAUAUUCCUGCUAACGAUGUCUAUUGUUUACCCACACUACUUCUACCGAUGAUUAUGCAACGUUGGAACGCGACGUGAUUUUACAUUUCCAGACCCGGGAGAGAUCUCACUACAAAAAGAAAAAAAAAAAUCAAACAAUCUGUUCAGACACUUUGAGAUAUUUUAAUACAGAGUUUUUAAUUAGCGAUUAAAAUUCUAGUUAGGGUUAAAAUUUUAGAGUCUACUGUUUGUUAUAUUUCUGUAACUUCAUUUUUCCAUGUACCAUUCGACUCCCCUGUAUCCGUGAUCCACUGUCUCAUAUGUGGGUUUUGUUUUUUUUUUUAAAGAAAAAUUCUUAACCCCUCCCCCUUUCGAACGUACUGUAUCUCCACCUCGCCGAGUCCCUGCCGGUCAUCACAUUACUUUGUAAAUGAUUCUAGUGUUAUAAUUUUUGGAUUUAAUAUUGAACCCAAGCAACAUUAAUUAUAUUUGUACAGUCUUAUUAGACAGAGAAAUGUUAUAUUGUAAUUGUAAAGGUAUUACCUGGUACAGAGAUCCCCAGCUUUUUAACUCCAGUGUAAGGAUUCAUUUAUAUGAGGCGGAAGCCAGACAAUCGCUUCUUUUAAGGGUCAUUGGGUUUAUGGCACACGGAGCUGCUUUUGUCGGCUGUAGUCCGGGGCUUUUAUAUGCUGAAGCAAGGUCACCACUAGGGGGCGCUAUAAACAGAGCGUUUGCUAUGGCAAGUCUUAAAGGAGACAAAUCUAAAAAAUGUACCGGUGCGUUUGACUCUUUUAGAUCUAGAAGCAAUGUACUUAAAAAAGUUGUGUUUCUGGUUAGUUCAUUGUAAAUUUCUGCAAAAUCCCUACUAGUCCCGCUCAUCUGUUCCACUUCCAGCUCUCUGUAUUCUCUGUGCAGGGGAUGCUGUGGUAGAGUCCUACAGUGGGUCGGGUACCCGCGGGUUACCUGAAAAAAAGCGGGUAACCUGUGGGUUGUGGGUAUAGACGCGGUUCUCAAUAGCAGGUUUUUCUUGCGGAUCCCGCUUACUUCCAACUUGACGGUUCUGGUUUACAGUGACGGCACUUCCUGAUCCUUGAUGGUCAUCGGAUCGGGUUGCGGAUAUGGUACUUGCGGGUCCAAGCUGGUAAGAAUGUGGGUUGCAGGCCUGGACUGGCAAUCUGUGGGUUCUGGCAAAUGCCAGAGGGGCUGCUAUAAGGUCCCAUAGAAAGUCACUAUUUAGUGGGCUGGUGGGGGCUGCUUGGGCCUCUGUGUACCUGAAAUGCCAGGGACUAUUUUAAUUCUCAGUCUGGACCUGGUGGGUUCCGGGUCCCAAGUCCAAGCGGGUUUAACAAAUUUGUUCUGUGAAGGACUCUAGCUGCAGGCACUGUAGCACAAGAACCAAUCAGCAGCUAGCAGGACCUGAUAGGGAACUGAAGCCUGUCUUUGUUUGUGUGACUGCAGGGCUGUGAUUGGCUGUCCCCCUCCUACUGUGCUUCUGUCAGGGACCGUUAGGACCAGCCCACCCCUCAUUUAAAACACCGACAGGGACCAGUGAACAUCUAUAGGGAGCUCCAAUAAAGGGGCCAUUUUUAAGGAUAAUUAUAGUUUUUAGCCCCAAGUAAAACAAACACCAUAUAUUAUACAUAAUUACCUACAUGUUUAUUUUUUAUAUCUCCUUUAACAGGUGGUUUCAGAAACACCCCACACGCCGUAGACCUAAAGCUCCGGUGCGGGUCCACUUAAUUUGCAUUUCAUAUCUGGAGGAUAGUGGGGUGAACUGGUGUGACAAAGGGCUUAGGUUAAGGGCACACGGGGACAUUAGUCGCCCCCCAACAUCUUCAUCAGUUUCUCCAAGGAUUCCUAGUACCCCAGGGGGCCUGAGCGUAUACAGUAUGGUAAAGUCUUAAUUGCUGUACUGAGCCAACCCCCCGGCUAAGGGCAGUGCAAGGGAACCCUGGGAAAACCGAAGAUCAUUUUGGAUAAGGGCCCGACCCCAUCCCAACUAGUCUUGUCUCCAGCAUCCAACACAAGUGCAAAACUAUUGGGGUAGCGGGUUGGGGCUCAUUUAUAAAAACUGAGCAAAUUUGCAGCUGGCCAGUAACCCAUAGCGACCAAUCAGUGAUUAGCUUUUUUCAGCUAGCUGCAGGUUGACCACUGGAAGCAAUCAUCUGAUUGGUUGCCAUGGGUUACUGCCCAAGUGCAGGUGCCCUUUGCGUUCUAAAUGUAGAUGUAUUAAAUUUCCUGUAAAUUAGGGUUUCAGCGUUGGGACCCCUGUGUUCUUGUUCUCUCCGUGACAUUUUGGGUUGCCACCUGGCCAGUGUUUUACCAGCCUGGCCGGUAAAAAUGAUGGUUGAUCCCAAUGUUAUUAAUAGGGAAAAAAGAUAAAUAUAUAGGCCGAUAUUUUUUUCCAGAAAAGGUGGCAACCCGAAAGACAAUGGUGGUGGUCUGUUUUUGGUUUAUGGUCUUUACUCUGUAUGUGCCCCCUGCUCUCAGGGAUGGGAUUGGUUCACGGCUGUGAUUGGCUAGAGUAGCAAUGUAAACAGUGUCUCCAGCCUAUCCCAGGCUUGAACGAAGAAUAAACCACUCCCUAUUGGGAAAGUCAUGUGACUUUGGGGCCCCAUGGGGGGGGUAUGUGAUACCGUGUCUCUGAGUCUCCGGCCUUUGCAGUAGGUUCGGCGCUUUUUUAAAAGGACCAAUUGGCAGCUCGUCGCUCAGCUGUUCUACAAUGUCACCGACACUUCCCGAUUUUACAAAAGGCCUUUCGACUUUUUCUUUUCGCUCUUCUUUUCCCUCUGUUCGUUCGUUUUUGUACUUGCUUAACCAAUCAGGACUCCGCGAGAUCACGGAAAGGUGAAAGUAGAAAAGGAACGUCGGUGAGAAAUAGAAAUCAAUCUGUUCGGAUCAGGAUAUAUUAUUUAUUACCAGCCUCGUCUCGUUGUGUUGAAACUUUUUAUUUGUCGUGUAUAAAUUGGAUUCAUUGUUACAUUUUCUAAUCCGGUUUUAUUUUAUUUCUUUGUGUAAUUGCUGAUUAUGUAACUAAGUAUGUACAGUCUAUAUGUACCUUUUGAACUAUUUUUAUCACAGUAUUAUUUAUUGCUUUCUUUCAAUAAAAUACUGAAGCAUUUUCCACUGCCAAUAAAAAAGAUAAUUAAACGCAAAUGUGAUUUAAA